Zea mays is the source of this 1590-nucleotide messenger RNA. RefSeq names its product F-box domain containing protein. Gene Ontology annotation, molecular function: protein binding. The record is from RefSeq and is marked provisional. NCBI's taxonomy places the organism in Eukaryota, Viridiplantae, Streptophyta, Magnoliopsida, Poales, Poaceae.
AAAAACUUUGCGGAUCCGUCGCCGCUGCCCUUGCCGCCGAUGGUCGAUGUGGCCGCGCUCACGGACGACGUCCUGGCGGAGAUACUCCUCCGGGUGCCGUCGCCGCGGGACCUCGCUCGCGCCUCUGUGUCGUGCUCCUCCUUCCGUCGCGUCAUCUCAAACCCCCACUUCUUCCGCCGGUUCGUCGCCCUCCACGCGGCGCCUCCGCUCGGCGUCUUCUGCUGCUACCCCGCCUUGGGCGGCGGGGUUGGUGGAUCCCAGUUCCAGCCAGCGCUGCCGUCGCACCCCUCGGCGCCCCUCGCUCGCGCGCUCGCCAGUUCAGCAGACUUCUGCUUCAACUUCCUCCCGCCGCCCGCCAGCGACUGGCUCGUCCGCGACAGCCGUGACGGCCGCUUUCUACUCGACCGCGUGCGGGACGGCUCCACCGCUUUCACGGAGGUUGCAAUCUGCGACCCCCUAUUCCGGAGGUACCGGCUGCUCCCGCCCAUCCCCAACGAUCUCGCCGCCUCGGUGGAAAACCCCUACUUCCAGCGCGGUGGCGAUGGUCAAUUGCAGUCACGCAGCAGUGAAAUCUUCCUGGUUUCUCGUAGUAAUGACAGUGUCAGUGAGAACGAUACGACGUUCACCGUGAUCUGGAUGGCAUGCUGUCGAGGGAAGCUGGUAGCAUUCUUCUACUCUUCAGAGUCACAGCAAUGGUGUGCACUUUCACCGCCUGAACACUAUGCUUUGAGCACCAGAAGAGUCAUGGGCGUUCGACUAGGACAGCGCAACCAUGCUCAUGGGUGCUUCUACUGGAUGUUAGCCCUCACACAUAGGUGGCUUGUGUUGGACACACACAAAAUGGACUUCUCCAUCGUGGACAUCUCACCUAUCCUGACAGGCCGUGCGAUGAUGUUCAGUAAUCAGAUUACCACUCUGGAGUCAAGCAAUGGCUGGACUACCAUUGUGGUCUCUGAUGUUUUCCGUUCAGAUAGAAGAUGCAUUCUGUAUUUUUAUGCAUUCUUGAAUUUCAGCGACCGGUGGCAGCUUCUGAACAGAAUCACCUUGCCUGAUGAAUGGGGGUAUCGAUUUAGAGGCAUAAUAGGUGCUGCCGACGGAUACUUAUUUAUAAAGCUAGAUGAUCCUAAGGAGAACCUGAAUGAUCAGAUUGAGCGAUAUGUUGAAUAUUUUUCGCUUGAUGUCAAGACAAUGCAGCUUGGGAGUUUCUGUCGGACGACCCUUUUUACUGUGACUGAAUCCUACCUUUAUUGUGGUUUUCCCCCAUCAUUGUCGAUGCCUUCUAUAUGAUUUGUAUUAGAAGGAAAAAGAAUGGCACCACAGAAUGUCUUUUGGGGCUAGUAGAAGGAAAAAGAAUGGCACCACAUAAUUUGUCAUUUUCUUGAACUGCUACGAGGCUGCAUCAGGAACCAAGAAGACUACUCGGACUGGCACCUUACUUGCGAUUUUGUUAAAAUAUAUACUCCUACACUGGGUUUCUCCGUCUCUAUUAUGAAAACUAUUGGGUAAUAUGACCAUAUUGUAUUUCAUAAUUUGGGUCAAACUCACAACUCUGGUUAUUAAGAUUCAAAUGGAGUCAUCUUUCUUGAUUGC